Molecule: messenger RNA, 3453 nt
Organism: Populus nigra (black poplar)
Lineage: Eukaryota; Viridiplantae; Streptophyta; Magnoliopsida; Malpighiales; Salicaceae
Product: polyribonucleotide nucleotidyltransferase 1, chloroplastic
Exons: 25
Coding region: 117-2894 (925 amino acids)
Biological process (GO): mitochondrial RNA 3'-end processing; mitochondrial mRNA catabolic process
Cellular component (GO): cytosol; chloroplast stroma; mitochondrion
Molecular function (GO): polyribonucleotide nucleotidyltransferase activity; RNA binding; 3'-5'-RNA exonuclease activity
Source: RefSeq, a predicted model, not a curated record
UCCACAAUCUAGCACACACCUGCUCUGUCUGCGCGCCUUGAGAACGGAUAAAAUCCCUCCUCCUUCACUCUCUCACUCAAAGCCAAAGCCACUGAAACUCAAUAACACAGUUAAAAAUGCUAGCAAACCCUAGCACCAGUACUACUCUCCAUUACAGGCCGAAUUCCACACACAACCCUCCAUUUUCCCACACUAAUCAUCGCUGCAAGCUCUCUCUCUCCCCUAAUUGCCCUCGCUUCACCAAUUUUGCAAAAUCCAAGUGUUCUUCACUUUCUCUGCUUCUAUCAAGAAGAAAACGUGAAAGGUUGGUUACUGUAGUCAAAGCUUUCGAGGACACUUCUGCUGUAAAUGACGGCCCUCAGUCUUUGCCUCAGCCUAUUUCUGUCAAAAUCCCCGUCGGUGACAGACAUAUAAUGGUUGAGACGGGCCAUCUUGGGAGACAAGCUAGUGGUUCUGUCACAGUCACAGAUGGAGAAACUAUUAUCUAUACAUCUGUUUGUCUGGAUGAUGUUCCUAGUGAGCCUUCUGAUUUCUAUCCUCUUUCUGUAAACUAUCAAGAGCGAUUUUCUGCAGCAGGUCGAACUAGUGGAGGAUUUUUCAAACGAGAAGGGAGGUUGAAAGAUCAUGAGGUUCUUAUUUGUAGAUUGAUAGAUAGGCCUUUGCGCCCAACUAUGCUCAAGGGAUUUUACCAUGAAACUCAGAUACUAUCUUGGGUUUUAAGCUAUGAUGGCUUGCAUUCUCCAGAUUCUUUGGCUGUCACAGCAGCUGGGAUAGCAUUAGCUCUUUCGGAAGUGCCAAAUACAAAAGUGAUUGCAGGAGUUCGAGUUGGCCUUGUUGACAACAAAUUUAUUGUGAAUCCAACAACCAAGGAGAUGGAAGAGUCAAAAUUAGAUUUAUUGCUGGCUGGAACAGACAGUGCAAUAUUCAUGAUAGAGGGUUAUUGCAAUUUUCUUCCGGAAGAAAAAUUGCUUGAAGCAGUACAAAUUGGACAGGAUGCAGUGAGGACAAUUUGCAAUGAGGUGAAUGCUUUGGUGAAGAAGUGUGGGAAACCUAAAAUGCUUGAUGCAAUCAAAUUACCUCCUCCUGAGCUAUAUAAGCAUAUGGAGGAAAUCGCUGGUGAUGAGUUAAUAAAAGUGUUGCAAAUUAGGAAUAAAGUACCAAGAAGAAAGGCCCUUCAAUCACUGGAAGAAAAAGUGCUUAGUAUACUUACAGAAAAGGGAUAUGUAAGCAAGGAUCAAAGUUUUGGAAUCCCUGAAACAGUUGCAGACUUGCUAGAGGUUGAAGAGGAGGAUGAGGAAGUUGUUGUAGAUGGUGAAGUAGAUGAAGGUGAUGUCCACAUAAAGCCAAAUGGACGCAGAUCCUCUCCUUCGCUGUUUUCUGAGGUGGAUGUGAAGCUGGUAUUUAAAGAAGUUACAUCCAAAUUCUUGCGGAGACGUAUUGUGGAGGGAGGAAAAAGAAGUGAUGGGAGAACCCCAGAAGGGAUACGUCCAAUUGAUUCCAGCUGUGGAUUACUCCCUAGAGCACAUGGAAGUGCUCUUUUCACCCGUGGAGAAACACAGUCAUUGGCGGUUGUUACACUUGGUGAUAAACAAAUGGCACAAAGAGUAGACAACCUUGUGGAUGAAGAGGAAUUCAAGAGGUUCUAUCUACAGUACUCAUUUCCUCCAUCAUGUGUUGGAGAAGUAGGCCGCAUAGGAGCACCUAGUAGAAGAGAAAUCGGUCAUGGAAUGCUUGCUGAGAGGGCUCUUGAACCUAUAUUGCCUUCUGAAAAUGAUUUUCCUUAUACUGUACGAGUUGAGAGUACAAUCACAGAAAGCAAUGGCUCCUCAAGCAUGGCCUCUGUUUGUGGAGGCUGCUUGGCACUACAAGAUGCUGGUGUUCCUGUGAAAUGUAUGAUUGCUGGCAUAGCAAUGGGUAUGGUUCUCGACACUGAGGAAUUUGGGGGCGAUGGAACACCACUCAUUCUGUCUGACAUAACCGGAUCAGAAGAUGCUUCUGGAGAUAUGGAUUUCAAGGUUGCUGGAAAUGAAGAUGGAGUAACUGCAUUUCAGAUGGACAUAAAGGUUGGGGGAAUUACUUUACCUGUCAUGAAGACGGCAUUGCUACAAGCAAGGGAUGGCCGAAAGCAUAUUCUUGCUGAAAUGUUGAAAUGCUCACCUUCCCCUUCUAAAAGGCUUUCUAAGUAUGCCCCAUUGAUUCAUGUUAUGAAGGUCAAUCCAGAGAAAGUUAACAUUAUCAUUGGUUCUGGUGGGAAGAAGGUGAAGAGUAUCAUAGAAGAAACUGGAGUAGAGGCUAUUGACACACAGGAUGAUGGAAUUGUAAAAAUUACUGCAAAGGAUUUGUCAAGUAUAGAGAAGUCCAUAUCCAUUAUUAGUCAACUAACUAUGGUUCCAGCUGUUGGUGAUAUCUACAAGAACUGCGAGAUCAAAUCAGUAGCUCCUUACGGAGUUUUUGUUGAGAUAGCCCCGGGGCAUGAGGGACUCUGCCACAUUAGUGAACUGAGUUCUAACUGGUUGCCGAAGGCAGAAGAUGCUUUCAAAGUUGGAGAUCGUGUUGAUGUUAAACUCAUUGAGGUAAAUGGAAAGGGACAACUUCGCCUUAGUCGCAAAGCAUUACUUCCUGAAGCAACUUCAGAGAAGUCCAGUGCAGAGCAGCAGGCAAGGGAUUUAACUGAAGGGAAUACUGAACAGUCAAAGGAUAAAAGCCGUGCUACAAAAUUUGUAAAUCUCACCAAAGUUGAUUCAGUAGAGGAUGCUCCACUUUCAAAAAAGAAGGCUUACAAGAGAUUAACCAGUUCUGCCAGAGAUGGACCGAAGAACAGUAGUACAACUGUCAGUAGCAUCGCAAGCAAAGAUGAAAAUAGUUUAGUGAAUGGAGAAGCUAAGAUUGGAUAGUAAACAUAUUCCGUUCUUCAUUCAAGGACAUGUUGGUUUUGUUAUUGUGGUAAAAGAUGAUGAGAAAGAGACCUAAAGGAAGGAGUCAAUUAAAACACGGUGCCAUCCAGAAUCCUGCGCUUUCUGUUGAUCAGAUUGUGAGGUCAUAUUGCUGAAGGAACUUAUUCCACUAGCUGAAUUGUUUACCAAGGAAAUGAAAUGGAAGGUGGGUCUUCUGAACAAUUAAUUCAUUCUUGACAAAAGGCUGUGCACUGUUGCCAUUGAGGAAAAGAAAACUACUAUUUGAGAAGAGAGAAAGCAUCAUGCAAUAAUAUGCUUGGAAAUUGUUGGUGUAUAUUCAAUUUAUGGUUUCACCACAAUUUUCCACGUACUCUCGCUCUCUGUAUCUGCUCGUUUCUUUCUCUUUGGAAGUAGUCGUGCGGGUGUGCUUUGUUGUAUCAUCUUUGGAAGUAUGACUGCAAGGGAUCCUUAAAGCUUUAUGCUUUUGCAAAAUGUAUUGCGAUCCUCUUAACCUUUUCUCUGCAGGUUAGCUGCAAGCUGGUCUAAUUUUUUCAUCCAA